UCGAAGAGUGCGGUAGACAUUAGGCACGAUACAUAAAAAUGAGUAGUGACGGUCGGUAAAAAGUGAUAUUAUUAUGAAAAAUGUGUACUUCUCUUAAUGGAAAAAAUCAAAUAUUUUGUGUAUACGAAUAAUACAAUGAAUAUGCUAAUUGUGUGAAACUGAAAGGAUUACAACACUCAGCUAUAGAACGGCCAAAAUAUGACGGAACGAAAAUUUACAAGGGGCAUCAGCAAAGUAUCCAAUCAGAAAUUGAGAGAUUGUGUGAGUCAAACUAUACGAGCUAGCAGUGUUCUUAACAAACCGCUGGUCGUGGAGCCAAUCGAUUUUGAGAAUUUUAUUCUGAAAAAUAAAGUAUUGAUACAGAAUGACCCGCAAAGAGAGCUACUGUUAUCAUUAUAUCCUACAGACGAUGUGUCGCAAGUUAUUCUACCCCGCAAAUUUCGCACUGUCACCAAUAACAUACCAUCAUUUUCGAAUGGCAUCACAGAAUCAGUACCAACAACACCAGCAGAAGACGCGACACAAAUACAAUUGAACAACAAUCAUCAAACUAAUCACGGACUUCUAUUGACCAGACAAGCUCUCCAUACGUACAAUCGAAACAAUAGUUUAGUACAUUACAAGUAUAAUGCAUACAGCGGAUCGUGUCAUGAAUUACCAAGAAUAUCUCCAGCCGACGAAUUUCAGGAAGAAGUCUAUGAAAUUGAUGCUGAUCCAGAUCGGAUUGACGAGUAUAUGACUAGAUCACAAGCGGAUACGAUUACGAAGCAAGGUUUUCUGCUCAAAGGACCCGAUGCUAGCUCUGAACGAAUGUUUGCCCACAUAGGAUCCAAAUCAUUCAAGCGAAGGUAUUGCUACUUGCGACAAGAAGUUGAUGGCACAUACAUUCUCGAACUGCACAAAGAUGAAAAGCAAGGCGAAGCGAAGGCAACAAUCGUAAUGGACUUUUGUACUGAAGUGGUGCAGAAUCCGAAACGGGCGAAAUACUGUUUCGAAUUGCACAUGUGCGAAGGACAUAAAUCGUUCACAUUAGCCGCUGAGAAUGAUACAGAACUACAAGAUUGGCUAAACAAAUUGCAUUCGGUCUUGCAACAGAACAAGUUACAAGAAGAGAAACGUGCCGCAUCCUUGGAAAGAGCACCCCCACCGAGCCCAAGUACUACAAUGUUUGGCACUCUAAAGGGCUUAGACCAGAGUAUGAAUCCACAGUUAAUGAAAUAUGGACGUGAAACAGAUGUAUCAAUAGCACAGUCCAGACGAGAACAGCGAAAGAGGUUAUUUGCUGGAUACCAAAUCCCCAAUAAAAUCACAAAUGUCGAGAAUAUUGAUCCAUAUCGUGAACAGUUUGGCCAACGCUUUCUGCUAAAAUGCGAAAACCUUAGAUUUCGAUUGCAGACACCUAACGAUGCGGAAAACGAAAGUGAUCUCCAGAUCGAGCCGUACAUAACCAGUUUAGCGUUGUAUGAUUCGAAAGCGGGCCGUAAAUUGACUGAAAAUUUCUAUUUCGACAUAAACACCGAGCAAAUUCGUGAAAUGUUUCCAUUUGGCUGUGCAUCGAAAUCUCUUCCACUUACAAAUGGUUCGUCCUAUCUGAACGAUGACGUUAACGAUCUCCUCAAUUUGCCAAAAGACUGGCUAAAAUAUCCAAAACAGGCCAUCUUAAGCAUAACGGCACCACAUCCCGACAUCUUCCUCGAUGAGUACGGCUUCAUAAUCAACCUUUCGUCAUCGUAUUCACCGGUACUCACUGGGUAG
Messenger RNA from Bradysia coprophila, 1755 nucleotides. Its product is annotated as dedicator of cytokinesis protein 11-like. Gene Ontology annotation, molecular function: guanyl-nucleotide exchange factor activity. Lineage: Eukaryota; Metazoa; Arthropoda; Insecta; Diptera; Sciaridae. Gene Ontology annotation, biological process: small GTPase-mediated signal transduction; positive regulation of GTPase activity. The record is from RefSeq and is a predicted model, not a curated record.